Messenger RNA from Hibiscus syriacus, 3640 nucleotides. Its product is annotated as U-box domain-containing protein 44-like. Bases 493 to 3540 code for a protein of 1015 amino acids. Gene Ontology annotation, biological process: protein ubiquitination; cell surface receptor signaling pathway. Gene Ontology annotation, molecular function: ubiquitin-protein transferase activity; protein binding. The record is from RefSeq and is a predicted model, not a curated record. Lineage: Eukaryota; Viridiplantae; Streptophyta; Magnoliopsida; Malvales; Malvaceae. The transcript is spliced from 4 exons.
UUUUUUUUUUUUGGGUAACUUAAGCUUUUGUUUGAGUGCUUUUGCUUUAAUGGGUGCCGAUUCAACCUAUAAUCAGAGGCCUUUUUCCAUGUUAAAUUUCAAUAUUUUGUGAUUUUAGUGGUUGGAAUUUAGUUGUUCUUGUGGAUAGGGAAGGAUUGAUAUGGUAGGAUUCGAAUAAUUGCAUGAACUGACCGAGGUAAACUCUGGGUUUAUCAAUUGUUUCAUAUUUCGAAUUAUUUAACUAGUCAAGGUGAUUAUAAGGGAAUAUUUCAGAAUCUUUCUCACAAAUUGACAACACUAAUUGCAGAUACAGCUGCUCGAAUUAUUUGACUAAUCAUAGUAGGACAUUACUGGGAAAUGAACUUCAGGUUUCAGGUUGCUCAAAGGGAGAAAUGAUGCUUAAUAAAGUCCGAUGAUUGAUUUCUAUUUGGGAGCAGUAUUUGUUCUUAGUACCUAACAUUAUUAAAGAAUUAGAGAAGAGAAUCAAUUGCAAUGGUGAUGGAACUUAUACCAAUCGGAACCAUCUUGGCCGUGGUAACAAACCAAGUGAUUAAAACAGCUCAGGCUGCGAAGGAUAUCGUGAUCGAGAAGGAGAGUUUCAAAGUCCUCUCGAAGUAUCUCUUUGACAUAGAGCCUGUGUUGAAGGAGUUGCAGCUUCGACAGUUAAAUGAUUCUCAAACAGCAAGACUAGCUCUUGAGGCUUUGGAGGCAGAUGUCAAGAAGGCGAAUAACUUGGUCGAGAAAUACAAAAAUAGGGGUCGUUUCUACUUGCUCGUCAAGUGCCGGCACAUUGUUAAUGAGGUGCAAGAAGUCACAAGGGAUAUCGGAAGGUCUUUGGCUGCAUUCUCUUUAGUGAAUACUGAAAUUCUUUCUGGUAUAUCCGAUCAGGUCAAUAGACUACAGAGUGAGAUGCAAAAGGUAGAGUUCGAGACUUCACAUUCUCAACUCCAAAUCGUUGACAGGUUAAACCAGGGUCUUAGGGAUCAGAAACGUGACCAAUGUUUCGCGAAUGAUAUGCUGGAAGAGAUAGCAAGGGCAGUUGGGGUACCCGUGGAGCCUUCUGAAAUUAACAAGGAGCUAGCAAGCUUCAGAAGGGAAAUAGAAGAAGCUGGCAAUAGGAAAGAAAGAGCCGAAGUUUUCUUCUUGGAACAAGUUAUCGAGCUACUUUCUCAAGCAGAUGCAGCAAGAGAUUAUGAAGAAAUGAAGAAGCAGUAUUUUCAAAGGGCUCAGGUUAUAGAACGAUAUGAUACGCAGAAAGAAUACAUCCCUCCACUUAAGCCUUUCAUUUGUCGUAUAAGUGGGGAAGUAAUGGAUGAUCCCGUUAGCCUUUGCACUGGUACUACGUGUGAGAGAGCUGCUAUUGAAGCUCGGUUUGACUGUGGGAUGAAAACUGAUCCUGAAACCGGAGAUGUUCUCGAAGAUACUUCUUUGAGAUCUAAUCUUCCACUCAGACAAUCAAUAGAUGAGUGGAGAGAACUGAACUAUUGCCUUAAAAUCAGAGCUUCUCAGGCAAAGUUGUCAUCAGGUGUUGAUUCAAAAGUAGUGGAGGCCCUGAACCAAAUGCAAGAUCUUAUCAGAGAAAAUUCUAUAAACAAGGAUUGGAUAUCCAUAGGAGGGCUCACCGAUAGUAUAAUUUCUAUCCUCGGAAGUUCUCGCAACCGAGAAGUCAAGAAGAAGAUUUUUAUCACCUUGAAAGAUAUGGUGGAAGGGCACGCAAGAAAUAAGGAAAAAGUGAUCGAGCAGCAGGGGUUUGAUUACAUUGUUCCAUGUUUAGGCCGUGAUCCGAGCAUCUCAAUGGCUGCAGUUGAAUUGCUAUAUGAGUUAUUGCAGGACAGAUCCAAAUGGAAUGUUUGUUUUUGUCGCCAACUCUCUCUGCAAAGCAGUGCAAUUCUUUUUCUUGUUACCCUUCUAAAGGGUCCGGUCAGGCAAUCGGCAGACUAUGCCGAAAAAAUAUUAAAUAAACUUUUUGAUGUUGAUGAGGAUAACAUUUCUCGAGCUGCCAAGUCAGGGUGGUAUUAUAAACCACUGAUUGAUCGAAUCGUUCAAGGGCCAGUGUCUUCAAGGAUGUCAAUGUUGAAAGCAUUGGUUAUCAUGGAUUUGUAUGAUUCAAACUUAAAAGUCCUAGGUGAGGAAGGCAUUAUACCUCCGUUGCUUUCAAUGGUGGCAUCCGGCAAUAUUGAACUGAAGGAGUUAUCGUUAUCAGUUCUUGUUAAACUAUCCGGUUGUCGUGCUAAUAAAGAGCUUAUUGCUGCCGGUGGUGGUGUUCCUGUUGUUCUGAAGCUAAUGUUCUCUUCACAUGUGUGUACAAUUCAUGUAGUCAAAUGCUCCGAAAUUGUUGAGAAACUUUCUUCUGAAGGCGACGGAGUCAAAUUUUUUGUUGACGAAAACGGGGUUCAACUUGAAUUGGAGCCAAUAAUCACUCAAUUGCUGGCUUUGCAACAGAAUACCAACUCAUCGAACAAUUUCCGAAAGCCUGCAUUGCGUGCGCUGUUAGGAAUAUGCAGGUCCGAAGCCCGAUUGAUCAAGACAGCUGUUCUUACUGCCAAUGGCGUAUCUUUAGUCCUUCCUCUUCUUGAUGAUCCGGACUCGGAAGUAAGAGAAAUUGCCGUAAGCCUUCUCUUCUUAUUUUCUCAACAAGAGUCGCAAGGAGUCAUAGAUUACCUUCUUAAGCCGAAACGGUUGGAGGGUCUUGUGGGGUUCCUCGAAAAUGACUGUAACAUUGAUGUCAAAAUGGCUGCUGCCGGUCUAUUAGCCAACCUCCCAAAAUCUGAAGUAUCACUAACUAAAAAAUUGAUCGAGUUGGAUGGACUUCCCGCAAUUAUAAAUCUUUUGAGAUCCGGGACGAUGGAAGCUAGAGAACAGGCUUUAAGUGCUCUCUUUAGGUUCACAGAUCCCGCAAAUGUCGAGUCGCAACGUAUCGUGGUCGAACAUGGAUCUUACCCGUUGCUCGUAAACUUCCUCAAAGUUGGUUCAGUAACAGCAAAGGCAAGAGCAGCAGCUCUCAUUGGCUACCUAUCGAUGAGCAGUCCUAAGCUCACUGUCGCAUCCGAAAGAAUCAGCUGCUGGUGUUUUCGGAUAUCUCGUCUUCCCGUAUGCCCUGCACAUGGUGGUAUUUGCAAGGUAAACACUUCGUUCUGUCUGUUGGAAGCAAACUCGCUGCCAUACAUAGUAAACCUCUUACAUGACAAAGUCGAGGCAACUGCUUAUGAAGCAAUCCAGACACUUUCCACAUUGGUUCAGGACGGCUGUCUCCAGAGAGGAGCCGUCGUCUUGCAUGAGGCUAGAGCGAUAGAGCCCGUGUUAGAUAUUUUGACAUGGGGAACGGAUUCGCUGAAAGAAGCGGCACUCGGUCUCCUGGAGAAGGUUUUUGCGUCGAAAGAAAUGGUGGAGACCUAUGGAACCAAUGCUAGAUACCUUCUUGUUGGUCUAACUGGGGGAAAUGUUCACGGCGACCAUCCAGGGAGAAAGGUUGCUAAAGUCUUAUCGCUUCUUGACCGGUAUUCAAAAUCGUCGACAUCUAUUAUUCCGGGACUAUUUUGAUAAAAAUCUAUCAUAACUGAAACAAAGAACUCAUCAUGCUUUGUGAUGCAAAUCUCCUCUGGCAUACGAUUAUUUGUGAAUACCAUUAUUUCAUGAUACA